Osmia bicornis bicornis is the source of this 1539-nucleotide messenger RNA. RefSeq names its product cleavage stimulation factor subunit 1 (gene CstF50). Gene Ontology annotation, molecular function: RNA binding; protein binding. NCBI's taxonomy places the organism in Eukaryota, Metazoa, Arthropoda, Insecta, Hymenoptera, Megachilidae. The transcript is spliced from 4 exons. The record is from RefSeq and is a predicted model, not a curated record. Gene Ontology annotation, biological process: mRNA 3'-end processing. Gene Ontology annotation, cellular component: mRNA cleavage stimulating factor complex. Bases 23 to 1333 code for a protein of 436 amino acids.
UAAAAUAGAGAAUUAAAAGACAAUGAAGGAACCUGAAGUGGAUCCGAAGAAUAUUAUAAAAAGCAGAGAAUUGCUUUAUAGACUUAUGAUCAGUCAAUUAUUUUAUGACGGACACCAAACAUUGGCUGUACAACUGUCGAAUAUAAUUCAAGCAGAACCUCCGUGCCCACCAUCCGAUCGUCUGCUUCAUUUAAUGUUAAUCGGGUUAGCCCAUGAACCUGAUCGUUCUAAAAAGGAUACAAGUAAUUUAUCCACAUUUGCCUCUACAUUUGACAAUACUUUGGGACCUGGGCUUGAUUUGGAAUUUGAAACAGAAGCUCAGACUCAAGCUCCAGAACCGGCUCAGUACGAAACUGCCUAUGUGACCUCUCACAAAGGAAAUUGUAGAGCCGGAGCAUUCUCUGCGGAUGGUCAGUUAAUAGCAACCGGAUCUGUAGACGCGUCGAUAAAAAUUUUGGAUGUAGAUAGAAUGCUGGCUAAGUCGGCACCCGAUGAAAUGGCACCUGGAGAUCAAACGGGUGGUCAUCCAGUUAUAAGAACAUUGUACGAUCAUUUAGAGGAAGUGACGUGUUUAGAGUUUCAUCCAAGAGAGCCUAUUCUUGUGUCAGGAAGCAGAGACUUUUCCAUUAAGCUGUUUGAUUUCAGCAAAGCUAGCGUUAAAAAAGCAUUUAGAACUAUUACAGAUGCAGAUCAAAUACGUUGUUUAUCUUUUCAUCCGACCGGUGAUUUUUUGGUUGUUGGAACAAAUCAUCCGGUUGUAAGACUGUACGAUGUUAAUACAGCACAGUGCUUUGUCUGUAGUAUACCAAGCCAUCAACAUACCGCUGGAAUAACCAGCAUAAAGUAUUCCCCAGAUGCAAAAACUUACGCGUCAGCCGGUAAAGACGGCAGUAUUAAGUUGUGGGAUGGUGUAUCAAAUCGAUGCAUAAAUACAUUUGUGAAAGCACACGAUGGUUACGAAGUAUGUUCAGUAACGUUCACAAGAAAUGGAAAGUAUUUAUUGUCAUCAGGGAAAGAUUCUUUGAUAAAAUUAUGGGAACUGUCUACUAGUAGAUGUUUAAUAGCGUAUACAGGUGCUGGAACUACAGGCAAACAAGAACAUAAAGCCCAAGCUAUUUUCAAUCACACUGAAGAUUAUGUAAUGUUUCCUGACGAAGCUACAACAUCAUUAUGCGCGUGGAAUUCUCGAAAUGCAUCGAGGAAACAAUUAUUAUCAUUGGGACAUAACGGUCCAGUAAGACUGAUCGUUCAUUCUCCGACCGCUCCAGCUUUCUUAACGUGCAGCGAUGAUUUCAGAGCAAGAUUUUGGUUUAGAAGAAUGCCGACACAUUAGAUUGGCAUUUGAAAGACAAAUAACUAGAUAUAUGUAUAGAAGCAUACAAAUUUAAUAACUAAUUCACAGUUACACACAGUAUUUAAUUGCCGUAUAUUGAAGCGACAACAUAAUGCCGUAUGUUGAAGCGACCAAGGUUUAUUUCUAUAAUUUAUGAUAAACUGAUAUACCAUCUACAAUAAUUAAAAUAUCAACUAUUGUACGCA